AUUGGAACUAGAUUGUUUUACAUUUACACAGGUUACUGGUGAUCAAGCUAAACAUUUGGAAGAGCCUCCAGAAUCAAAUCCAUCCCAAAAUGCGACGUUAAACCCAGACGAUCAGGAUCAAGGUUCCAAAAAGAAAACCAAAAAAAGGAAGAUGGUGGCAUUUGGUUUAUCACCUGUUGACAUUCGUAUUAAACGUCCUAAAUUUGCCUGGUUGUCCAAAGACAUGAAAGCUGUGACGGAGGGUGAGAGCUGUUCCCAGGUCUCAGUGACAGAGCACAACCAGACUGAACCUCAUGAUAACCACUCUCAGUGUACCAGUGAUGAAAUCAACAGCCAAGAUCUGUUCAUCACCCAAAAAACAUUCAGAGCAUCGCCUGUCGAACCUUCCAGCAGCGAAGCCAGCGACGGACCUACAGCUGCAUCUCCUCAAGUGUUCAAACAGCGAGACAAAGGCCGGCACACAGCUGAGAGGGAGAUAAAACACAAACAUCCACAAAACUCAUAUUCCCAUCAGCUGUGCGGAGCAUCACAAAAGUUUGUGCGAGAGCUGAAAACGGUAGGUAAAGCCAAAGAAGAUAAGAAAAUUCAUGAACAACCUCAGCUGGAAAAAACAUCCUUUCAGACACCAACGAAGGUUAAAGCAAACCUGGCUGAAGGGAAAAAAACAUCUUUAAGUUUACGACCCAAAGUGGUGAAUCCUUUCUUGGAUGAGCCAAUUAUUAUAAACCCCACCCCUGCGACUUCCUCAAGCCAGUGUUCCUCUUCAUUCCUUCCACAAAUGACACAAGACAUUAAUGACUUGUCCCCACUUCCACCAUGUAAAGUGAGCACUUCAACACAGACAGAAAACUUCUUCACCAGUGAGCUGUCCUUUUACCGCAGCUUCUGCCAGAAAAACAGAAAGCCUGUGCACUCUGAAGACUUAAAACCUUUGGAUUUGAGCUUACCACUGAGGGUGAGAAAAGACCUCUGUUUGUCAGUGAAUUUGUCAGCGAUCCACAUUAGAGAUGAAGAAGAGACUCUUCAUGACCAGAAACCGUCUUUGCUAGCUGGUAAAAUGAAAGAUAAGAGAGGUGUGGGUGUGUCUGGUUCUCCACCGAUAAAAGACGAUGAAGUAAAGAAGGAUUCUUCUGGUCAAAGUAAAAGAACUCCGAGCCCACAGUCAGAUGCUGACCUCAAGUCUGCAGACACGACGACCUCCAGCGAGGAUGACCACCACUACCACUGUGGCAGGAGAGACCCCAUCCAGGUGGUGAAAGGAAUCCAGAUGAAACUAAACAAACCCUUCUUUUUCAAGACGAAAGGAGAGGGACGGUCGCCUCGACCGGAGUCACCACUGAUGAAGCUCUCUCAGGACAUUCAAGUUAAGAAGCGCCGCUGAGGAUCACCAGGAGGUGUAUGAAGGUGUCUGGAUCACAACCUGCAUUUAGUGGCUGCCACAAUCAUACUUUCUCAGCCAGAUGCAUUAUAACAUCUGGAACACGUUCAGUAUUCCUGUAGCUUGAGUUUAAGAGCUGUUUUUGUCGAUGGCAUUGAAGAGUUCAGUUUUUAAAGACAGGUUCGAUGUUGAUGGGAUAUUUUAGUUGUUUUUCAAAGCGGGGUAGUACCUGUGAGUAGUUAGUUCUGCCUGACAUGGAGUACUCAAAUACUACACACACCACUUAAAAAUCUGCCCCUAAUAAAAAUUGUAUUAUAGUUGUUAAACACAUAAAAGAAAAAAAAAAACUGCCUUUGGAAUAAUUUUCAUGUAAACUGGUUUUCAAGUUGGUCAUUAAGUUUGAAGUAUACAGAAGUUUGAGACUGUUCCUCUUAAUUAUUUUCAUUUUUUUUAUUUCACAAAACUGACAUCAAAUUGUUCAUGGCUUUGUUCUGUGAAAAUGGUCUUAUCAAUUAAAGGUUAUUUAUUUAUUUACAUUUCUACAUUGUUUGGAAGUCUAAGAAUGAUCAUUUCUGGAUUACCCAAAUAUUCAUUUAAGGUUCAUU
Molecule: messenger RNA, 1983 nt
Organism: Melanotaenia boesemani (Boeseman's rainbowfish)
Lineage: Eukaryota; Metazoa; Chordata; Actinopteri; Atheriniformes; Melanotaeniidae
Exons: 2
Coding region: 152-1381 (409 amino acids)
Source: RefSeq, a predicted model, not a curated record